Brassica oleracea var. oleracea is the source of this 3225-nucleotide messenger RNA. RefSeq names its product proline-rich receptor-like protein kinase PERK10. Lineage: Eukaryota; Viridiplantae; Streptophyta; Magnoliopsida; Brassicales; Brassicaceae. Gene Ontology annotation, molecular function: ATP binding; protein kinase activity. The transcript has 7 exons. The record is from RefSeq and is a predicted model, not a curated record. The coding region runs from base 600 to 2888 and encodes 762 amino acids. Gene Ontology annotation, biological process: protein phosphorylation.
UAUUAAUUUAAUUUGUCUUAAGUUCCUUCCGAUAUGAAUUUUCUUUUCGUUCUCAUGACUUGUUUGAUAUGAUACACAGAAAUACAGUUUUGAUUCAUCCAUUCAUCUGCCUUUGAAUUUUUUUUAGUUACUUAUUUUCUUCCACAGAAACAGCCUUGGAUAUUUGAAGGGCUUCAGGCACCACCAAAUCUUGUAUGCUGCGCAGACGCAAUCUCAACUGGUGAGAAAAAGAAGGAGACAAGUUGGCCAUUAGCUAAGAAGGACUAGCAUAGAAUUUUAUUUUUCUGGGUGUUGCAAGGAAAAGCUUUUACAGAGAGAUCUGAAGUUUUGUAUGCAUUAAGUCUAUCAUCAAGUCAGGUAAUCUGAGAUUUUGGAUUCAGUGAUCUGGGUUCUGCUCGGAAGUUCAUUUCACGAUCUGGGUCUCCUCUUCGUUUAGGAACAGUGUUGGGUAAAGUUUGGUGCUUUAUGGUUCCUCUGCUUCUUCGUUUGGAGUAAUAGUAAACAGAGUUUGGUAAAGUUUAGUGCUUUACGGUUACCGUCGUCCUCAAGCUCUGGAAUUUUCGGUGGAAAUUUGUUAAAAAUUGGGUCUUUUGAUUUAGAUGGCUACACCGGUGCAGCCUCCUACGGCGGAGGUUCCACCGUCUCCACCUUUGUCUCCCGGUGGUAAUGCUGUUUCUCCUACGAGAGAGCCCAUUGAUGGCAAUUCACCUGAGUCCCCUAACCCUCCAUCUCAGUCUACUCCUCCUCCGGCGGCUCCUUUAUCAUCUCCACCACCAGAACCUUCUUCCUCACCACCUCCACCUACCGGAGCUCCUCCUCCUACUCCCACGUUACCUGCUGACCCACCACCACCACCAUCACCUGACACCUCUCCCCCUCCACAGCCUCCCAUUUCACCACCACCAUCGUUCCCGCCACCGGAAACAUCUCCUCCUCCUCCUCCCUCUUCACUUGACCCGCCAUUAAACCCACCACCACCACCACCACCACCACCUGAGACCUCUCCCCCUCCACCUCCUCCACUACAUGAGCCUGCCGUUUCACCACCACCGGAAGUAUCUACUCCUCCACCACCAUCAUCACCUGAGAGCUCUCCUCCACCACCAUCAUUACCUGAGAGCUCUCCUCCUCCACCAUCAUCACCUGAUCGGCCUGCCAUUUCACCACCAUUAUUUCCGCCACCGAAAAGCUCUCCUCCACCACCAGCUUCAGACCCACCUGGAAACCCACCUCCGUUAGUCCCACCCUUACAUUCAUCUCCACCUCCACCAUCAGUUCCUCCUCCACGUCCUCCCCCCUCCCCACCAGGCUCACAACGUCCUGCUCUCUCUCCUCCUCCACGGGAUCCAGAACAUCCUCAGCAACCUCCUCCUCCACCGGAGAAAAUCCACCCACCUUCCAAGCCAAGUCCAGCUCCCUUACCUUCUAACUCUUCUUCAUCACCAACAUUGCCCUCACCACCAUUACUUCCAUCUCCUCCUCCUUCUCCUCAAAAAUCUGUACCAGACUCAGGCAAUCCACCUCAAGAAAACAACCUUACUCCUCCUGUCACAAACAAUUCCAGCAACUCAGGUUUUAGUACAGUAGCUCUGGUGGGUGUGAGUAUUGGUUUAGUCCUUGUGCUGCUUAGUCUUAUUGUAGUUAUUGUCUGGUGCCUGAAGAGACAGAAAAAGAGGCCUUCUUCCAUUGGCGGUGGCUAUGUUAUGCCUUCUCCUAUAGUUUCCUCCCCAAGAUCAGAUUCAACGCCUUCCAAGACAAACUCAUCUGCCCCUUUAGUGGGAAACCGUUCUAGCAACCGGACAUUCUUUUCACAACCAGAACCUGGUGGCUUUGGUCACUCGAAGGAACUGUUCUCAUACGAAGAACUCGUCAAAGCAACAAAUGGAUUCUCAGAUGAAAAUCUACUGGGUGAAGGCGGGUUUGGUUGUGUAUAUAAAGGGGCUUUACCAGAUGGAAGAGUUGUGGCUGUGAAACAGUUGAAAAUAGGUGGAGGACAAGGCGACCGAGAGUUCAAAGCUGAGGUUGAAACCAUAAGCAGAGUUCAUCACAGGCAUUUGCUUUCUUUGGUUGGAUACUGUAUCUCCGAGAACCGGAGAUUGCUUAUUUAUGAUUAUGUUCCUAACAACAACCUUUACUUCCACCUUCAUGCUGCAGGAACACCGGGUCUGGACUGGGCAACGCGUGUUAAAAUCGCUGCUGGUGCGGCUCGUGGACUAGCUUAUCUCCAUGAAGAUUGUCAUCCUCGUAUCAUACACAGGGACAUCAAAUCAUCCAACAUUCUUUUAGAUAAUAACUUUCACCCUCUGGUUUCUGACUUUGGUCUUGCAAAGCUAGCUCUAGACUGUAACACGCAUAUCACAACUCGUGUUAUGGGAACAUUCGGCUACAUGGCUCCUGAAUAUGCAUCAAGUGGCAAAUUAACCGAAAAAUCAGAUGUCUUCUCCUUUGGUGUUGUUCUACUUGAGUUAGUCACUGGACGUAAGCCUGUUGAUACAUCGCAACCUUUGGGAGAUGAGAGCCUUGUUGAAUGGGCUCGUCCUUUGCUUAGUCAUGCCGUAGAAACCGAAGAGUUUGAAGCUUUGGUAGACCCCAAGCUGGGAAGAAACUACGUUGGCGCUGAAAUGUUUAGAAUGAUUGAAGCAGCUGCAGCUUGUAUUCGCCACUCAGCUGCAAAGAGACCUCGAAUGAGUCAGAUUGUGAGAGCAUUCGACAGUCUAGCUGAGGAAGACCUGACCAAUGGGAUGAGACUAGGCCAAAGCGAGGUCAUCGACUCAGCUGAGCAGUCUGCAGAGAUCAGAUUGUUUAGAAGAAUGGCUUUUGGCAGCCAAAACUACAGUACAGAUUUUUUCACUCAUGAUAUUUAUAAUAGCAGAGACGAAAACGUGUAAAUAUCAGAAACAAAACUCAUUGGAGAUUUUGAUUUUGCCAAGAAACAGAGCCUUUCUUGAUUACCACGGAAUCACAUAUCACUAAGAGGAAAGGUUAAUGAGUUUAGGACCUCAAAUGCAAGUCAUCUGGUUCGUCUAGUCCGAAUCUAAUGGAAGAAGAGAUGAGAACAGAACAGCGAGUGGGCGUAAAAGAGGUUUCAUCUUCUUACAUGAGAAGUCACCUCCUGCAUCUAUCUUUGCUUUUGUGAUGUAACUCAUGUCCACUCAAUGUUAUGCUAAUAAUGAAUCAACAAGCUUCUCUUUAUGUCAUCACCAAACUUUUCAUUGGCGUGUGUAA